Macrobrachium nipponense is the source of this 1291-nucleotide messenger RNA. RefSeq lists its product as uncharacterized. Gene Ontology annotation, cellular component: extracellular matrix. The record is from RefSeq and is a predicted model, not a curated record. NCBI's taxonomy places the organism in Eukaryota, Metazoa, Arthropoda, Malacostraca, Decapoda, Palaemonidae. The transcript has 4 exons. Bases 60 to 1151 code for a protein of 363 amino acids.
AAAGAGGUUGGCAGACUGCAGGAAUCACCAGUGGCUUCUGAGGUCCAGCAACGUGCAAAAUGGAGGCCAACAUACUGAUCCUGUUCUUGGGGACUGUUGCUUUAGUAGCAGCUUCUCCACAGCUGGACUCCACUAACCAGCAGGCCGUGCCGUACAGCUUUGCCUACGGCGUGAACGCUGGAGACACAGGGGAUCAGAAAGAGCACAAGGAAAUUGUUUCGCCUUCUGGUCUGACUGAAGGAGAGUACAGGUGGCUCCAACCAAAUGGGUUAUACAGGGUGAUUCGCUACACCGUUGACGGCAUGUCCGGAUACCAAGCAGUUGUCAGUGAAGAACCAAGAGAGGAUGUUGCUACUUAUUAUACCAAUAGCUUACAAGGAUCUGGAUCUUCACAAGGCAGUCUCAGCAACUUUGGAAAUCAACAAUCUUUUAACAGUUUCCAGGCUGGAAACCAAAGAUAUGGGGCCACAAGCACCUCUGGAAAUCAACAAUCAUUGGCCAGCCUCCAGAGUGGUAGCCAGAGAUUCUCGAAUGUCCAAGGUGGUGGCCAGAGAUUUGGUAACUCCCAAGGUGGUGCUAAUAUUCAAGGAAAGCAACAGCCAUUGACCAGCUUCCAGAGCGGUAGCCAGAGAUUUGGGAACAUCCAAGGUAGUGCUAAUAAUCAAGGAAAUCAACGGUCAUUAACCAACUUCCAGAGUGGUAGCCAGAGAUUUGGUAACUCCCAAGGUGGUGCUAAUAUUCAAGGAACUCAACAGACAUUGACUAGCUUCCAGAGUGGUAGCCAGAGAUUUGGGAACUCCCUAGGUGGUGCUAAUAUUCAAGGAACUCGACAGACAUUGACUAGCUUCCAGAGCGGUAGCCAGAGAUUUGGUAACUCCCAAGGUAGUGCUAAUAUUCAAGGAAAGCAACAGCCAUUGACCAGCCUCCAGAGUGGUAGCCAGAGAUUUGGUAACUCCCUAGGUGGUGCUAAUAUUCAAGGAAAGCAACAGCCAUUGACCAGCUUCCAGAGUGGUAGCCAGAGAUUUGGGAACUCUCAAGGUAGUGCUAAUAUUCAAGGAACUCAACAGCCAUUGACCAGCUUCCAGAGUGGUAGCCAGAGAUUUGGGAACUCCAAGGUAGUGCUAAUAUUCAAGGAAAGCAACAGCCAUUGACCAGCUUCCAGAGUGGUAGCCAGAGAUUUGGGAACUCUGAAGGUAGUGCUAAUAUUCAAGGAACUCAACAGCCAUUGACCAGCCUCCAGAGUGGUAGCCAGAGAUUUGGGAACUCCCAAGGUAGUGCUAAUAUUCAAGGA